Oryza brachyantha (malo sina) is the source of this 686-nucleotide messenger RNA. RefSeq lists its product as uncharacterized. The transcript has a single exon. The coding region runs from base 110 to 415 and encodes 101 amino acids. Lineage: Eukaryota; Viridiplantae; Streptophyta; Magnoliopsida; Poales; Poaceae. The record is from RefSeq and is a predicted model, not a curated record.
AUAGAGUCUGCUAUAAAACGGGCACACAAGCGCGCCUGGAUCGAUCAGUGAGCACCUCACUCCAAGGCGAGCUAAUUAGCUGUAGCUGAAUCUUGAUCCAGAACCGGCCAUGGCGAUCACGGCCGUGAAGCUGGCGGUGGUGGUGCUGUGCGCGGCGGCGGUGGCGGCGGCGGCGUACACGGAGCCGGUGGAGGACUGCCGGACGCAGACGACCUACUUCAGCAACUGCCUGGGGCGCGGCAUCAAGGAGGCCUGCUGCGGCGUGGUGAAGGACCACGGGUGCCUGUGCCAGCUGAAGCGGGAGGCGGAGGUGCACUGCAUCCCCGGCCGCCGCUGCUCCGUGCCCAAGGCCCUCAAGAUCGCCGACAUGGACCUCCCCUGCAUGAAGAACCUCAGGUGCAGCAAGCACGCCUAGGCUAGCCAUAUCGACCUAUAAGCUGCAGACAGAUAUGCAUGCCUGCAAGUUAUUAUGCGCUUUGUUUGUUAAUUAUUAACUACUGUAUCCUAUGUUCUUUUAAUUCUGGAUAAUUAUUUUGAAGCAAUCCGGCCUCCCUGCCAACCCUGAUCUAUAUAUACUGUUGUAUCCUAUGCAUGUAUUAUCAUAUAUGCAUUAAUUGUUCUCUGAGCGCGCAGAAUGUAUGUUUCUUACAUCUUUUUAGCUUGUAGCUCCUUUCGAUAUAUAUUAU